Mugil cephalus (flathead mullet) is the source of this 3100-nucleotide messenger RNA. Its product is annotated as UDP-glucuronosyltransferase 2C1-like. The transcript is spliced from 2 exons. The record is from RefSeq and is a predicted model, not a curated record. Bases 319 to 1890 code for a protein of 523 amino acids. Gene Ontology annotation, molecular function: UDP-glycosyltransferase activity. Lineage: Eukaryota; Metazoa; Chordata; Actinopteri; Mugiliformes; Mugilidae.
CCAUCACAUAGCCCAUAUCCAAGCACAUAGCCAUAGCUUCCCCACGACACUGCAAUAUACUGAACACUGUGACUUUAUCACCGUUCUUGUUUUACAGUCGUUUAAGUUCAUUACUGCUAUGUGUGUAAGCGUUAAACAAGAGUGACGCCUUUGGUUCCCCUUUGUACUCUCUUAUCGCUUGUAGGCAGAAAACCAUACUGCUGCAGUAGCAAAGUCUUACUCCAGUUUGAACACUGGAGGUUCAUCAAGUGCUCAGUUCACUAGCAAAGGAGAAAUAUUUGGGAAACAAAUUGCACUGGCUGCCCAAAGGAAUACAAAAUGCAUUGGCCCUUGUUCUGGAUCAGUCUGUGCUGGCUCUGUCCAGCCGGUGUUUAUGGCGGAAAAGUGCUUGUUUUUCCAGUGGACGGAAGUCACUGGGUGAACAUGAAGGUCAUCAUCGAGGAGCUACAUUCAAGGGGCCACCAUGUUUCUGUUGUACGGCCAUCAGACAGCUGGUACAUCAAGGAGACCUCCCCAUUUUACACUUCAGUUACAAUUAAUUCCAACUCUGGAUUUGAUGAAGACUUCAUAACUGAAUUUGUGACCCAGUUACUGAAGAUCCAGCGGGAAGGGAAGUCUGCUUGGACGCGUUUCAAGCUGGAAAUGGAGCAAGCGCAAAAGGCUAUUGAGAUGCACGGGAACAUAUGCACAAUGCUUGAAGAGAUUUUUGAAAACAAAGAGCUGAUACAAUCUCUGCACGAUGCCAAAUAUGACCUUUUCCUCACAGACCCUGCUCUGCCAGGGGGUGUCAUACUUGCCCGCUACCUCAAGUUGCCUCUGGUUUUUAAUGUCAGAUGGACUAGCCAGGGUGAGGGCCACUUUACAAUUGCACCUUCUCCACUUUCUUAUGUUCCAAUGACAGGGACAGAGCUGUCAGACAAAAUGAGCUUUCUGGAGAGACUACUUAACGUUUUCAUUUUUGGAUUCGCAGAAUUUCAGAUUGCGCAGUAUAUCUUACCAAUUUAUGAGGGCUUGAUGAAAAAAUAUUUUGGUCCCGACGCAGAUUAUUUAGCCAUGUUUCAAGCGGACCUGUGGCUCAUGAGAGUGGACUUUGUGUUUGAGUUUCCUCGGCCCACCAUGCCUAACGUCGUGUACAUGGGAGGGUUCCAGUGUAAACCUGCUAAACCUCUACCUCAACACUUGGAGGAGUUUGUUCAGAGUUCUGGAGAGCAUGGAGUCAUCAUCAUGUCACUGGGGACUUUGAUUGGAGAACUUCCCCCCGAUUUAGCUAAUGGGAUCGCUGCUGCUUUUGCCAAAAUGCCUCAGAAAGUCAUCUGGAGGUAUAAAGGUGACAGACCAGCCACUCUGGGUAACAACACCUUAAUGGUUGACUGGAUGCCACAGAAUGACCUUCUAGGACACCCUAAGAUCAAACUGUUUGUUGCUCAUGGAGGAACAAACGGAAUCCAAGAAGCUAUUUAUCAUGGAGUUCCUAUAUUAGGACUGCCACUGAUUUUUGAUCAGCGUGAUAAUCUUUUGCGAAUUGAAGCCAGAGGAGCAGGGAAGGUAAUUGAUAUUUUUACUAUGAAUGAAGACAUCUUCUUUCAGGGCAGUCAGGAAGUCCUGACUAAUCCCUCUUACAGAAUGGACAUGGAGAGACUGUCCAGGCUGCACAGAGAUCAGCCAAUGAAGCCACUAGACACUGCCCUCUUCUGGAUAGAGUUUGUUAUGAGGCACAAAGGUGCAGCUCACCUGAGAACUGAGUCCUACAAAAUGCCCUUGUACUCCUACUACUCUGUAGAUGUGAUUCUCUUCUUAACUGGAGUUGUGCUUGUUAUUCUAGGCACCUUUGCUGCUUUGAUAAAACGCCUGUGUUCUGUGUGUUGCAGAACCAAAACAAAAUGUGAUUGAAAAGAAAGUGGAAAGGUGCAAAUAUGUUUAAAAUAUAACUUUUAAACAUGUAAAACAUGAAGUUUUGGGCGGAUUGUUUGCAGUUUAAUUUUGUGGGCGUAAUAAAACAUAAUUCAAGUCCAAAAAAAGAAAAAAAAAAUCUAAAUAAUUUCAUAUUUUAACCAUCAAGGAAGAACACAAAUGUUAAGCUAACAGUACUUGAUCAUACAAUUUGUUUUAAUAUUUAAUACCGUGUGGCCCAUUCCAAUAUUUCUCUACACUAAUUGAACCCAAACUCUGCGCAAGAAAUGAUCCCAGCUUUAAAAGGACGCCAAUAAAAGGAUUUUCAAAUUUAACGUUUGAAUGUUUUUGCUCGUUUCUAUUUUAGCUCCACUCUAUUUCAAGCUUUUUUCAGAUUCAAUCCUUUACUGCAGCACAGCAUCCUCAUAUAUUUACAGUUUUAAAUGACUAAAUGUCAUGUUGCAGUAUGUUGCAGAGCAUCAUAUUCUUAUCUCGGCCAAGCCUGGUGUGUGGAUUUAAACAUAUCCAAUUUCACAUGCAAAGAUUAGUGCGCCACUCUGGGUCUCGUACUGGGUCCUUAUAUGUUUGCCUUAAUUCCUUGCCUCAAUGUGUGUGUUCAGCUGUUUCAUAUGAUACAUAAAAUUACAAUAAUUUCACAGUCGUGGAAGAAAUGUGCUCUUGAUAUUGUCAAGGUACAAAGCAGCGUGUGAGGUCACUAGUUCAGUCUACUUUAUGUCAAUGGCUGGGGUGCCUUGAGGAAGCAUCUAAAUCCCCUCAAAAUUCUUCCCAGUGUGCUCGGCUGGAAGGAUUAAAUGCAGAGAACAAAAUGCUUGUGUGAUUGUACAUACAUACUAUAUGUGAAAAAUAAAGUUGAUCUCAUUUGAAGUAAUUUCUUGCUCAUGAUUUGGCUUUAGAAUAUUAUGUAAAAUAAAAACAAAGAAAUAAAAUGAUUGAUUUAUUUUUGUUGUUGUCCUAAGGCAGUUGUUUGAAAUUUUUAUUUUGGACUAAAAUAUUUAAAAAGACACCUAAAUUUACAAGUGUAAACAGAGUUGCAUGUUAUUUGUGAUGGAUCUUCUGCAUCUGAAUCCUUGUCCAGUCCAGUAUUUGGGUCCGGCCCCUGCAGAUUAAUAUUUGGACAUGAGUAUGUCUGUAGAGAUUUAUCCAGGUAAAACCCACAUUCAAAAAAAAAAAAAAAAAAAAAAAAAUACAA